AUGGGUCCAACUGUUAAUGCUCAACUAAGAAUUCACACUUAUUCUCUGAUCUCCAUCAUUAUCUUCGGACAAGAAAAGGUACGAAUGAACAAUGACGUGACCAAAGGGCUAUUGACACAAGGUCCACUGACACUUGACAACCGCGUCGCGAAACGGCAUCGCCCCGAGCCCGGCAAGAUCCAAAAAGAAAACCGGCCAGAGAAAACAGCACGGAAGAGCGAAAGAGCACAGCAAGCAAGAGACAAAAUUGGCAGCUCGGAACCCGACAUCUUUGGUUGUCCACGUUGGGUGCUCCAACCGCCAAGAUUCGAUUCAUUCAUUCAUUGUUCCCCAUCCAUCCUCAUCCUCACCAUAACCAACAGUCAACAGACAACCAUGGCGUCCAUGUCGGGUACUGCAAAGCUCCAAUUGGAGCAAGGGAGCUGGAUGGAGACUCUCCAUGAGAUUUACAUUGGAUUUGUGGUUGGUGUAAUGCACAAUUGGUACUUUAUUGACAAGUUUCUGAGAGAGAAGAUUGCCCAGCCUGUGGCGGGCCUGCUGGGUUACGACUUGAUGUUGGACCAAGGCGCCGAAGAGAAGGAAAAGACGCUCAAGGUGGUCGGUGUUGGCUAUGGUCGCACUGGAACGUACUCCCUCACGUUGGCUCUGGAAGAAUUGGGGUUCCCCACACUGCACACGCAGCACAUGUACGAGCAUGCGGAAGUCUUUGCCAUGUGGAUUGACGAAGUCUUUCAACCUUCCAUUGACGGAGGGCAUGCUUCUUUGAGGAAACCAGAUUUGCAACUGGUCGCCGACCACGGAUUCCAGGCCACCUGUGACUUGCCCAUGGCGUUGUACUACGAACAAAUCAUGGAAGAAUUCCCCGAUUGCAAGUUCAUUUUGACCACUCGCAAAGAUUCCGAAGUUUGGUUUCGCUCCUGGGAUACGCUCACCAAGAGCAUUACACAACCCGCACGAUUCGGCAACUUUGUACCCGCCGUUCGACCCGUCAUGAUUUACUUGCGGUGGCUGUUUGCCAUGGUCAACAAGGACGAAUCCUACCUAUCCUUGCCUUAUCCACUGCCCGAUCAACAAAAGGAAGCUUCCAUUGCAUCGUACGAGGCACACAAUGCACACGUACGCGCUACAAUCCCCGCCGACCGAUUGCUCGAAUACAAUGUCAAGGAUGGAUGGGAUCCCAUCUGCCAAUUUUUGGAAAUUCAAGACUGUCCUACGACCCCCUUUCCAAAAACCAAUUCGGCACGAUCCGUCCGGGUGCAGGCCAUUUCGUCCUUUGUGGUCCCCUUUUCGUUGAUUUUCUUUUGCCUCUGUUGGAUCUUUGUCAAGGUCUUUCGUCGGGUCUUGGGAACGACGCCCGUCAAAUACAUUAAUUGGAGGUGCCGGUUGUUGUCGGCCAAAGUCACGGGGGCUUUGAAUGGUACCGGAUCGGCGUGUCCACAAAAGUCGUCAUAA
Messenger RNA from Seminavis robusta, 1452 nucleotides. NCBI's taxonomy places the organism in Eukaryota, Bacillariophyta, Bacillariophyceae, Naviculales, Naviculaceae. The record is from the annotation of a GenBank genome assembly.